AUGUUACUAGUUAUAUUCUUCUCUUCGAAGAGAAAAGAACGUGAUUGCGGUGAUCUCUACAAGUGGAACGGGAUAAGAAGAAAUGGUGUAUAUGAAGUAGACCCAGACGGGAAGGAAAGCUUUAAAGUGUUUUGUGAUAUGACAACAUCUGGGGAAGGAUGGACUGUGUUUCAACGUCGUCUUGAUGGAAGUGUCGACUUCUACAGAGGAUGGCAAGAUUAUAAACACGGCUUUGGCAACUUAACUGAAGAAUUCUGGUUGGGACUGGAGAAAAUUCAUAAAAUAACAGCAAAUAAAUCCAACGAACUUCUGAUUGAGGUUGAGGAUUUCUCUGGAAACACAAGAUAUGCGUUAUACAGUGAUGUGUCUAUUGCUGGUGAGGCUGACAAGUAUAGGUUGAGCAUUGGAUCUUAUUCAGGUUAGUUUGGAACACUUUAGUAUGAUUUUAAAAUUUAGUGAAAGUUUAAAAAUUCGUUAGUAGGCCUAAAGUACCCCUUACCUACAUGUACAGCACCUCGGGAAAAAAGCACCCGUCGGUGCGCGAUUUAGGAAAUGAACUGCUACAUGCCUAUUAUUCUUAUGCCUUGAUCAUGUGAAACGAUCUGCCAAAAGUCGGUUUUCUCCGGGUGAUCCGGUUUUCUCCCACAGGGAAAGUUGACAGGGUGGGUUAGGAUACACACAGUUAAGAGGCUGUCUCCGUAAAAACCUCCAGGUCAAUACGGGGCUCAAAAAUGGAUUUCUCUCAUACUCUAGUAUUUUGAAGAUCUAUCCUUGGGAACAACUAAAAUUGAUUUCAUUUUACUCAAAUUUCCUUUAAAUUAUUUUUGGGGGCGAUUGAUGUUCGAUCGGCUUGUAACCAACUUGAACUCCGAAUGAAGACAAAAGUGAUAUCGACAUAUUUUCAGCGCUAUUUUUUAAAUCAAACUCAUACCUAAAUUUCAAAAUUUUGCUCAGAAAUAUAGACUUUUCCUUCUAUUUUCGUUGGUGAUAUGACUUAGAUAAUUAUUCGUUGGUGUAAAAUAGAAAACAGCGCAGUUAUUGACCCUCCUGAACGAAUAACGGAUAUCGUCUCCAAAUAUAUCAACUUUGAAAGCUUACUGUAUUUCAAAAUCGUGGCACUUGAUUGGCAAAUGACUUUAACUUUUCUAUAAACUACUAACAUUAGUCAACACAAAUCGCCAAUAACAUCUUUCUGAUUUACCAUUUGACAAAAAUAACAAGCGCGCAAAUCUUUGUAAAAUUUGAAAAUGUGUCGAAUUCGAGCAUACUUUAUCGGUAAACCUAAUUAUUGAUAUUAACAGAUAAAAUCACCUUACACUACACUACACUACACUGAAUGAAGCUUGAUUAUGUAAAUAUUAUGUCUUUCAUCAUUAUUUCUUGGUUUGGCACUUGAUUCAAAUUGUUUGAGUACAGUUUGGCUUCACGGAUAGAGUCAUUCAUUGCCAGUGUGUCCAGUGUCUUCUGCGCGCCUCAAUGCCACGAGUCCUGAUUGUGACAUACUACACAAACUUCGCUCUGUUUGCUUUGUUUACCUCUUUAACAAAUACCUUUGCCUUUUAACAGUUAACAAUGUUCAAUGAAAUUGGAAAACUCAGAAUUAGUCAUACUACAGACAGAACUUUUAUCGUUUUUGUGGUUAGCCCGUUCGCGGUCUAACCAUUAUGCACACGCUAAAAAAAGUUGUGAAGGUUGUGAAGUUGUGAGGGAGCGUGUUCGACUUUACUUCGGAAACUGUCGUUAAUGGCAUGAGGCGAUGAUAUUGAUAAUGCACAGUCCGCACUCCAGUGACUCCACAGAUCUGCGAAUAAAACAUCAAUAUUUCAUCACAAAUAAUGUAGGUAAGCCAAUCAUUUUCCAUCUCUAGUCAUUUAUAAUGCUAAAAACAUCGCAAUUGUGGUCUGCUCUGACAAAAAAUUCACGAAGUUGAACGAAGCCAUUGUUGCUUGCACUGAUCAUAGAUCAGGCGCUUACUGAGGUCCACGUAUCAAAUACAAACUGAAAUAAAAACUGAAAUAUAAAAUCAAAUCAAACUUGCCAUUAGGGCCAUGGACUGGUUAACCCAUUCAAAUACCAAGUCCAAUACUUUCCCCUUGACGACAAAAAAUUCUGGCGUUAAACAGCUUAAAAUAACAAAUUAGGGCAAACUGAGGCAAAUUGCAGCUUAACUUGCUCCAACUCUAUCAUUACAAACUGUAAAUCUUUAAUAGUAAUUCCUAUCCAGACACAAAAUUUGGUUAUAAUUCAGUAAUUUGAAAAGUGCUGUUGCAUCCUUAACCUACUAAACUGCUGGCAUAUAUUAAAACAUAUAAGGAAAGCUAUAAGGGCAUAGUAAUAAUAUAACAAGGAUUUGGUUUAUAAACUGUUAAUUUCUAGAGAUGAUAACACAAUACAAACAUGGAAUUCACUAUAUUCAUAUUUUUAAUUAUAUGUUUUAUAAGUCUAAACCCCUUUUAAUAGUUCUCUGAUAUACAAAUCUUCUGAAAACUUUAAUAUUAUCAAGGUUUAUAACGAACCGACUUUAUAUUAGAAUUGAGACUCUUUUUAGGUAUUUUAGUACUACAGUAGCAAUUAUUAAACACGGUACAUUGUAAUUGUUUUGUUCUUUAUUAAAUAUUUGCCCUUUCCAUGCGCUCUUUCAACCAUUAGAAAUAUAAUAGCGUUAAACGGCUAAAUUAUGCUGGAGGAACCACAAAUGUCUCUACAUUUAAAGCUUUUUCAAACUGUCAGAGACGCGAAUGGACAAGAUUACAAUUAAUUGUGACAUUUUUCUCCGACAACAGCACUCUUCGGGCUCCUGCCGGCUCUAUACUGAUCCUGUUUCACAAGCAAUAUUUUCUUUAUUCAGUCGCUAACACACCUUUUGUAUCCCACUAUGAAGAACAUCAACAUUUCCACCAAAACCCCGAAAAAAUCAUCAUUUUAUAGACGAAACAAUAAAAUAUUUCAAACAAUUUGUUUUGCUUUUGCCAACGCAUGCGCAGUUCGGUCGACAUACAGUUUUCUGCAUGUCUGACAUUGAUUAUCCCAGAGCCUUCGUUUCCUUCCCAAGGAUCGCAGGCUCGGGGAACGAGAUCGAAGAAAUGUAUACUCGCUGUGAUGUCAAAUGUCAAUAUUUCGUUAGUUUUGCCCAGGAUAGUUUUCUAGCAACUGAAUUGUCUCUAGGUUUAGAAACAAUUAUCAAUGAACCUAGAAUUCAAAUAAGUCACGGUUCUGUAUAAAAAAACAACUUUUUCAGGCCGACCCUGGGUCAUUUUGCUCAAAGCUAUAAGCUUCAAGAAUUUAUAUUAUUUCUUAUUGUAUAAAAAUAUGUGAAUAUUUUGAUAUAAUACAAAACAAUUCAGCGCGCAAACAGCUGUACCCAUUUGAACGUCUCAGUUAUUUAAUCAAUGUUAUUCCUUUUUUCAGUAACAAUUAGAAAGGUUCAGAAAAUUAGAAUUAAUUAUUUUAUAUUCUUCUUUCCGACAAGCUUUACAGUAAAGAGUGACAAAUUUGCAAGUAAUAACUAAUGUCAUUCGUACACGCCAGCAACUUCUAAGAACAGUCUACUGUGUCUCAGAAUUUUCCACACCCAGAAGUAUAAAAGGAACAUUUCUACAUUAUUGCUUACCUUCAUUCUCAUAUGUCAACAUAAAAUCUACUGUCUGUCGAAAUCGUUUCCCAGCGGGCAAAAUUAUGUUUAUCCAACGUUGAAUCAACGUUGGAAAUGACCUUCCAGACGUUGGAUAGACGUUGAAAAAGGGUUGACUAUGCAAAUUGGAUCGACGUUACUGUUUCGACGUUGAAACAACGUUGAAAUUAGGUUGCCAAUCUCGUCAACCAUAAUUCAACGUUGAAUCCACGUUAAAACAACGUUGAGAUUGGUUCACAAAUCGACGUCGUACAUUUAACCAUGAAUGAACGUUAAUUCAACGUCUGUUGGCUGCUGUUGAACCAAUGUUUGUAAAACAACGUCAGAGCUACGUAGAUAUUAGGUUGUCGACGUCGCAACCUUUUUUCUACCAAAUUUCCACGUUGAAACAACGUCGUGUGCCCGGUGGGUUAGGUUUACCUAACGUUGCGUGACAACAAAUUGCGGCUGUAUAUUAGUAGUAGUGAACAUCAUUAUUGUAAACACAAAAACCUCGUGCAACACUGUCUUAGACUACUAUUUAAUGCAGUACAAAGAAAGGGAAAUCAGAGAGCAACGAAACAUUUCAUCGUCUUUGAUAUUAACUAUAUGCUUUGAUUGACAUGUUUACGCUCAGAGAGCUUCUUUCGGCCAGGAGUUUUCCUCGAGAUUAGUUCGUACAUUCUAUAAAAAGAAACUUUAUAUAACAGUUUAAGAUAAACAAACCAAUGAAAAUUAUGUCUGUAGUAUGACUAAUUCUGAAUUUUCUAAUUUCUUUGAGAAAUUUUAUUUAUAGGAGGUAAACAAAGCGAACAAAGCGAAGUUCGUAUGUCACAAUUAGGACUCAUGGCAUUGAGCUCGAGGCGCACAGAAUUCGAACACACUGGACACACUGGCAUUGAAUGACUAUCCUUGAAGCCAAACUGUACUCAAACUAUCUAUUUUUUUUCGAGUGCAAAACCAAAAAAUAAUGAUGGAAAACAUAUAUUUACAUAAUCAAGCUUCAUUCAGUGUAGUGUAAUUUGAUUUUAUUUGUUAAUAUCAACGAUUAGGUUUACCGAUAAAGUAUGCUCAAUUUCGACACAUUUUCAAAUUUUACAAAGUUUGCGCGCUUGUCAUUUUUGUCAAAUGGUAAAUCAGAAAGAUAUUAUUGGCGAUUUGUGUUGACUAAUGUUAGUAGUUUAUAGAAAAAUUAAACUCAUGUGCCAAUCAAGUGCCACGAUUUUGAAAUAAGCUUUCAAAGUUGAUAUAUUUUGAGACGAUAUCCGCUAUCCGUUCAGGAGGGUCAAUAACUGCGCUGUUUUCUAUUUUAUACCAAAGAAUAAUAAUCUAAGUCAUAUCAUCAACAAAAAUAGAAGGAUAAGUCUAUAUAUAUAUAUUUCUGAGCAAAAACUUUGAAAUUUAGGUAUGAAUUUGAUUUAAAUAAUUGCCCUGAUCAUCAAUCGCCCCCAAAAAUAAUUUAAAGGAAAUUUGAGUAAAAUGAAAUCGAUAGUUUAGUUGUACCCAAGGAUAGAUCUUCAAAAUACUAGAGUAUGAGAGAAAUCUAUUUUUGAGCCCCAUAUUGAGCUGGAGGUUUUUACGGAGACAGCCUCUUAAGAAAGUAAUACUCGCAAUUGUUGUAAACAGGCAUGGUGGAAGAGACAUGAGUGCGGAGUACGGAGUCGGAGUACGGAGUGGGAGUACGGAGUACGGUGUGCGGAGUACGGAGUACGGAGUCUGUCAAAAAAUUGUUUAUUUUUCCUUAAUAUUCGAUUUUAAGCAGACUCAGCGUUUUCCCAGCUUGAUGGAGGCAUAAAGUGGAAAACGCGGAGUCCGCCAAAUAAAUGUUAAUUUUGCCUAAAGAUUCGACUUUAUUUUAAACGAAAUUUUGUACCAAACGAAAGCACAUGUGAUGUGACUCGACGUAGCAAGUGCUCUCAUUGCCAAGCCCAAGAAUUCCUUAGAUUUGAAUGUCGGUAAAAACUUGCAGAAAGUCUGUUUACGCUUGCAAUUACACUUGCAAUUUCCAGCAAGAUUUUUUAGUGACAAUCUGCCGAAUGUAAAAACCCCGCGAUUGUGACAGUACUAACUUUUGUGCAAUUUGCAGCAAUUUUAUGGCUUGAAAAUUAAAAAUAAAUUUUCAAUACUCCUCUAAUAAAUACAAAAUUUUGUUCUAAUUAGGUUGUUUAUGGCUGUUUUCUUUUAUGUGAUUUGGCUGUAGUCAGGGUAGGAAAGAAUUUCCGGCUGAGCUAUUAUAUAUCUGCACCUCUAAAGCGAGUAAAGCGUGAUUUUAAAGACUGUUUUUGAUUAUCACUUGGCACACACGAAUACCAACAAUUAUUGCGGCGUCUGCGCUUUAUAUUCUGCCUGAGCGUUUCUUCAUAGUUUGUUAGUUUGUUCGGAUCAAUAGCUUCAUUUCCUUAACUGAUCGCCCAGUAAAAUUCGUUGCAUUUGCACGUGCUCUGAAUUUCCUCUUCUACGGGAAAAUUAUAAUUAUUCUUGAACUCUCAGGACCGCUUCUUUGCUGCCCUUUAUGCACCCAACAAGGAAAAAAUACUACCAAAUCAUGCAGUUUAAAAGUUUGUAUCUCUAAACAGCAGUUAUUCUAACGAUUUAUGGCCUUUGAAAGGCAAGCGAAAUUGUCAUAUUGUUGACAAACCGCUCAAUGAAAUCUUUAGACAAAAUAAACAAAUUUUUGACAGACUCCGCGUUUUCCACUUUAUGCCCCCAUAAAGUGGAAAACGCGGAGUCUCGUUAAAAUCGGAUAUUUAGACGAAAUAAUCGAUUUUUUGACAGACUCCGCGUUUUAUCCCCCCGUAAAGUGGAAAACGCGGAGUCUGUCAAAAAAUUGUUUAUUUUGUCUAAAAAUUUGAUUUUAAUCAGACUCCGCGUUUUCCACUUUAUUGGGGCAUAAAGUGGAAAACGCCGGAGUCUGUCAAAAAAUAUACAAUUCCCAUUAUAGACCGGCUAUUUUAAAACUAGGCAAGGAGAUGCAAAUAAAUCACAACAGCUAGAAAGGGCAUACUGAAAUGAGUAAAAUUGCAAAGUUUGGAUGCGAUAUGGCUUGCAAAGUUCGCAAAUUUUGUAUACUUUUGUAUUGCGUGCUGAAAUUGCCGUACCACAUUUGAGCCGAAAAUGGUAGCAAUUUCCGCAUGCAAGGUCACAUGCAUAAAGUAAAUUCCUUGAUUCUCAUCACUAUACAUUGAAAAUUUCGAAGAGAUUUUACAUUUAUAUAAUUUAUAUAUCUGUAAAUAAAAAAAUAAUUCUUAAUAUUUCAGUGUGAUUUCUGAAGUGAAGUGUCACAAACCGAAAUAAACAUAUUACAUUACACAUUUCUGUCAUCUCCAACGUAUCUCCACGAACAAUGAACGAACCUUUGACCUUUGAACAUAUUAAUGUAUAAUGAAAUAUAUAAACAAUUUCACGAGGCUCUGAUCUUAAAAACAGUCGGGCGGUGCUGAGAAUCAAGGAAUUUAUUUUAUGUGACCCAAUAGUACCAAUAGGUCCAAUACAAAAUUGUACAAAAUUUGCGAACUUUGCAAGGCAAUAUUUUCCGCAUUUUACAACAUUUCGCAACCAAACUUUGCAAUUUUACUAAUUUUUGUAUGCUCUUUCCAGGAAUAUACUUCUUUGCCAAGAUAAAAACCAGUCUAUAAUGGGAAUUGUCCAUUGUUUAUUUUGCCUAAAGAUUUGAGCAGCUUGUCAACAAUACAAUUUCCCUUGUCUUUCAAAGGCCAUAAAUCGCUAAAAUACUGCUGUUUAAAGAUACAAACCUUUAAGCUGCACGAUUUGGGCAUAUUUUUUCCUUUUUGGGUGCAUAAAGCGCAGCAAAGAAGCGGUCCUGAGAGUCAAGAUUAAUUAUAACUUUCCCGCAGAAGAGGAAUUUCAGAGCACGUAGUGCAACGUCAACGAAUUUUACUGGGCGAUUAAGGAAAUGUCCAGGGCCGUCCCGAGAGACUCGCUUCAGGGGGGUGUUUGGUUAAAUCUACCUGAAAGUAUCAAAAGUUCGAAAUUUACCUGAAACAUUUUUUUUGUACCUGAAAUUUUUUUGGGUGACCUCCCCCCUCCCCAGCCAAAAAAUUUUCGGGAUCAGCAAUUUUCUCCAUUUAUCAAAAAAAAAAUUCUAAAAUCCAAAAAUGUUCUAUAAUUUUCUAAAGUUUUUGUAAAUUAACCUCAUUCUUUUCCAAAUUCACAUUUAUUUUUGUAAAUUAACUUUCUCUGAGCCUAGAAAUUACCUGAAUUUGUGUUCAUUCACCUGAAUUUCUUCUGCAAAUCUCCCUGGAUUUACCUGAAAUUGCCCACAUGAACAAUUAUCAGGGGUUGUUGCACCCCUCCCCCCACACACACACACCCGGUCGCUACGGCCCUGGAAAUGUCGCUAUAUUGAUCCGAACAAACUAACAAACUAUGAAGAAACGCUCAGGCAGAAUAUAAAGCGCAGACACCGCAAUAAUUGUUGGUAUUCGUGUGUGCCAAGCGAUAAUCAAAGACAAUCUUUAAAGUCAUGCUUUACUUACUUUAGAGGUGCAGAUAUAUAAUAGCUCAGCGUGAAAUUCUUUCCUACAGGCUACAGCCAAAUCACAUAAAAGAAAACAGCCAUAAACAACCUAAUUAGAACAAAAUUUUGUAUUUAUUAGAGGAGUAUUGAAAAUUUAUCUCUCGUGAUUUCAAGCCAUAAAAUUGCUUCAAAUUGCACAAAAGUUACUGUCACAAACGCGGGGUUUUUACAUUCGGCAGAUUGUCACUAAAAAAUCUUGUUGGAAGUUGCAAGUGUAAUUGCAAGCGUAAACAGACUUUCUGCAUGUUUUACCGAUAUUAAUCUAAGGAAUUCUAGGACUUGGCAAUGAGAGCACUUGCUACGUCGAGUCACAUCACAUGUGCUUUCGUUUGGUACAAAAUUCCGUUUAAAAUAAAGUCAAAUCUUUAGGUAAAAUUAAAAUUUAUUUGGCAGAUUCCGCGUUUUCCAGUGGAAAACGCGGAGUCUGCUUAAAAUCGAAUAUUAAGGAAAAAUAAACAUUUUUUUGACAGACUGCGUGCAGGUGUUUAUUCACUGAUUAUUAGAGAAGAAAAGCAAAAGCAGAUUUGUUCAUUAAAGUUGAACAAAUCUGCCAUGAUUGCUCUUCUAUCUGUCAUUAAUGAUUGGCUCUGCAUGGCCAUUCUUCUAGUUAUUGUGGUAGGGUGUUUCAUAUGUGUCCCUUGUUAAUUUUGAAGAGCAAUGUUAUCUGCCACGUCAGGAAUGCAUGGGUGGGAACUAUUAAUUUAGAUUGAUAUGUAAAUAGAUAUGAGUAGAAUUACGUAUAGGUAUAAAAAUUAUCGAUAUUUAUAAUAUAUUUUUACAUUAUAUCUACAUUUGAAAACAUUUAUGUUCUAGGAUAAUUAAUACUUUCAUUACCUGCAUACUAUAGUGCAAGUACUGCAUGUCCGCGUGUUUACUAGCCUGUAGCUAGAUGAUGCCAUGAGUGUACGACACUUUUGAAGCGAUGGGUGUUAAUAUAAGACAAUUGAUAAGCUCGAUUGUGUCUUAAGUUUUAAUAUGGCAUAUAUACUUUUUUUGCUAAGAGGUGAUGUAACUUGUGAUUUUAAUCAGCGAACAUUGAUCGAAAAAAAAAGUAUAACAUAAAUUUUGGCGACAUGUGUACAGCGUCAAUGAAAUGAAAUACGCGGGAAAAGACCCAUUGCAAAGACGUCACAAAUCCUUAGAGUCCUUCAGAUGCUCCCUAACAAUAUCUGUUCGGGUACAACAACCAUAUAUACAGCGCAAUAAUUAACCAUUUUGAUACAAAAUUAUUUUAAAGUUUUACAAAUUUUGCUUUCAAUUGUUUACAAAAGUUAGAUUAUGCAUAGAUUUCCAAUUUGUCCUCCAGAUGCAUCGUCACCGGCGCUGUGACGUCAUGUGCCAUGGGUCUAUAUAUACUGUAAACGUGCCUAAAAAAAUAUGGUAUGUAUAGGGGUAAGACUUGAGAAUUUAAAGGAACACCUUUUUUAGUCCAAUUUUCCUUUCUUACUAUCUGGUAAAAUCUUAAAGAGUCAGAUUGAAUUUACUUAUAUAUGCUGAAUAUAAUGUACAAAAAAUUUGUAGGGCCAAAUUUUCCAACGUUUUCAGGGAAAAUUUGAAAACGACAGGCACGGGAUCAAAGGAACAGUCAGUAAACUAAACUUUCUUGUUGAUGUAGGUACAUCAGGAGAUGCUAUGAGAUUCUCAGAGGAAAUGGCGUUCACAACAAAAGAUUCAGAUAACGACGCAUCCAGUUCUAACUGUGCACUGGAAUACGAAGGCGCAUGGUGGUACAGCCACUGUCAUAACGCAAAUUUAAACGGUGUUUAUUAUAAAAUAGAUCAGCAUCCAACUCCAUUUGGGCAUGGUUUAAACUGGAAACAAUGGAAGGGACAUUAUUAUUCAAUGAAAAUAGCAACAAUGAAAUUAAGAGCUGUUUAGGGAAGAAACAUUCUCAUGCAGGGCAAACAAGACAGCAAAUUAGGCCACGAGAAUGGGCCAACAAAUAACUUUCUGUCGUUAGUUUAGAAUAUCACUAAACUUCCUCACAGGAUAGAAUUUGACAUUCCUAAAAAUC
Messenger RNA from Paramuricea clavata, 10161 nucleotides. Lineage: Eukaryota; Metazoa; Cnidaria; Anthozoa; Malacalcyonacea; Plexauridae. The record is from the annotation of a GenBank genome assembly.